AUGCAAUCGAAAAUCCGUCAUCGUAAAGGGGCAGCCAAACGGAAUGACGUAGAUGAAGACACUCCAGACUUCCUACUUAAUCGCAGUGUGACCAUCAAGCAUGACGUGGAAGUGGAGAAAGAAUAUCGAAUUUAUGAAUUCCUUGGCAGCGGCAAGUUUGGUGAUGUAAAUAGAUGCGAGGAGAAGGCAACGGGCUACACACUGGCAGCCAAAGUCAUUCCAGUCAGUUCCCUGGACGAAAAAGAGGCUGUGAUGAACGAGGUGGAGAUCAUGUCAAAACUUCGGCAUGCACGACUAAUUCAACUCUACGACGUAUUUGUACAGCAGUUCAAAAUCACACUCAUAAUGGAAUUAAUAACAGGUGGCGAGCUUUUCGAGAGGGUGAUUGACGAGAGCUUUGAGUUGGAUGAGGCGACUUGUGAAAAGUUUAUGCGUGAGAUUCUACAGGGAGUCGAAUACAUCCAUUCACAGCAUGUGCUACAUCUGGACCUUAAGCCCGAGAAUAUUCUCUGCCUCUCCCGCACCGGUUUCAAGAUAAAAAUCAUCGAUUUCGGCCUCGCGCGGGAGGUAACUGAGGGGGAAAUGCGAGUUAUGUUUGGUACGCCGGAGUUCGUUGCCCCGGAAAUUAUCUCCUACGACCCCGUGACCUACGCCACAGACAUGUGGUCAGUGGGGGUGAUUUGCUAUGUUCUCCUCUCCGGACUGUCGCCGUUCAUGGGGGAUAACGAGAGCGAGACGCUGAGCAACAUUGUCCGCUGCAACUACACCUUCGACUACCCCGAGUUCAAGGACAUUUCGGCAGAUGCGAAGGACUUUAUCCGGAAACUCCUUCACAAGAAUCCAAGGUUGGUUCCUGCUAGUAGUGAUCGGAGCACAUGUCCCGUUAGGACGUGCGAUUGGCUCAAUCUAUCACGUCGUCUGUUUCAUUUUAGCAAGCGGAAUUCGGCAACGCAGUGUCUGUCGCACCCG
Molecule: messenger RNA, 969 nt
Organism: Mesocestoides corti
Lineage: Eukaryota; Metazoa; Platyhelminthes; Cestoda; Cyclophyllidea; Mesocestoididae
Source: the annotation of a GenBank genome assembly